Messenger RNA from Gastrolobium bilobum, 1077 nucleotides. RefSeq lists its product as uncharacterized. The coding region runs from base 1 to 1077 and encodes 358 amino acids. The transcript has 3 exons. Lineage: Eukaryota; Viridiplantae; Streptophyta; Magnoliopsida; Fabales; Fabaceae. The record is from RefSeq and is a predicted model, not a curated record.
AUGGGCUGUACAGCCUCAAAACCUGUUAACAUAGUGUCCAAAAACCCAGAGGACUUCUCCAAUUCUUCACCACCAGUUCCCAGAACUCUCUCUCUGCCAAUGUCUCUUGUCCAUCACCCUCCAACCAAAAAGGGUGAUACCCACCACCUUGUCUCCCUCACAUCCACCACCUAUGGUUCCCUUAUCCUGAUUGAACCCUCUGACCAAAAAGACCCCAACUUUAACUGUCAUGAAUGUCCCCCCAAUCUCACCAAAAGAGUGAACCAAACAGAGUUAGAUCAGUCAUUGUCCCCAGACUCUGUCAUCAACACUUGGGAACUCAUGGAUGGCCUUGAAGAUGAAGAUGAAGAUGAUGAUCAAAAGUCCAUUUUUGACGACACCCCCAUGGAUGCUUCAAAAAAGCCAAGUUCAUGUACUGUCUUGGAGGAGAAUUAUUCUUCCCCAUCAUCAUCAUUACCCAAGAAGCCACUUUGGCAGCAUUUAUCUGAGGAAACUCUGCUUGCUAAAUUGGACCCAAAUGUGGCUUGGAGUUACCUGCGAGCAUUGUCAUCAAGGAAACUCGGUAACAAAGGUGUAAGGUCAAUGGGAUCUUCUAGCCCUUUGAGUUGUUCUUCAUUUUCUAUCAAUGAGGAUAAAAUAGUGGUUUAUUUUACAAGUUUGCGAGGUAUCCGCAAGACUUAUGAAGAUUGUUGUUCGGUUAGGAUGAUAUUGAGGGGAUACAGAGUUGCAGUAGAUGAAAAGGACAUCUCCAUGGACUCAUCCUAUAGGAAGGAGUUGCAGAAUGCAAUUGGAGGCAAAACAGUGACCUUGCCAAUGGUCUUCAUAAGAGGAAAGUAUGUGGGAAAUGCAGAAGAAAUCAAGCUGCUAAAUGAAUCUGGAGAAUUGGCAAAUCUCUUGAAAGGUUUUCCCAUUUUGGAUCAUGGUUUUGUGUGUGAGACCUGUGGAGAUGCCAGGUUUGUUCCUUGCUCAAAUUGCAAUGGUAGCAGGAAGGUGUUUGAGGGGGAACAAGGGGAAUUGAGAAGGUGCCAAGAUUGUAAUGAGAAUGGUUUGAUAAGAUGUCCAGCUUGCUGCUCAUGA